Messenger RNA from Linum tenue, 3047 nucleotides. The record is from the annotation of a GenBank genome assembly. NCBI's taxonomy places the organism in Eukaryota, Viridiplantae, Streptophyta, Magnoliopsida, Malpighiales, Linaceae.
CACCAUUUUACCAAUGAUCAAAGAAGUAAGUGACCAUUUCUGUAAAUAACCCUUUUCGGUUUCACCAAUGACCAAACCGGACUAACCUGAAGAAAACUGAACCGCGAAUAAGGGCGCGGAGGUCUGAAACUGCAGUCUGCCAGUGCGGCGGGACUGGACUGGGUCCGCUGCUAACUCCCAACGCUAUCAUUAUUCUUUCUUCUUCUUCUUCUUCUUCUCCUUCAGUCUCCUCAGCUUAGUCAAAGUCGACCCUCCAGCCACAGAGAAGAGCUCACCUUCACCUCUCACUUCUUACCUCUAGAUCUCAAUAAAAGGGAACCUGUCUUGCUCCGGUCAGCUAGAUUGCUUCCCUUGUUUCGUAUCCCCAAUUCCGCCGCCGGUUAGACUCCGAUCUAAUCCACCAGGCAGCGAGUGACCCUGUCUUGCUUGCUUGCUGCUUCCCGCCUGCCUUCUUCCUGUUUCUUGGCACUACUGUUCACUUCAUUGCUGCCAAAUUCCAGCUAUUAUUCGAAGAAGACGAAUCAAAGAUGUCGAAUUUCUCAUCUCAGCUCCGAGCUUCCUCCGCGCUCAUCAAACGCCUCCGCCAAAAUCGGUUUCCUUCUACCUAUCCUGCGGCGGCCGCCGCCGCUAGAUCGUUCACUACUACGGAAUGCAACCGCCCAACCAUUGUGCAUAAGCGGAGUCUUGAUAUUCUUCAUGAUCCUUUGUUUAACAAGGGAACUGCCUUCUCAAUGACGGAGCGAGACCGCCUCGACCUUCGGGGCCUUCUUCCUCCCAAUGUCAUGACUUCCGAACAGCAGAUUCAGCGCUUCAUGGCGGAUUUGAAGCGGCUUGAAGUCCAUGCAAGGGAUGGACCCGCCGACCCAAAUGCCCUGGCCAAAUGGCGAAUCCUCAAUCGCUUGCACGACAGAAAUGAAACCAUGUACUACAAGCCUAGUUCCCUACAUAGCCCAGGAUUCUCUCCUAAGUGCCAUCACAUUAUCAGACUGACUCGUGCCAGCCUUUCAUGUUCUGAUUGAUAAUAUUGAGGAAUAUGCUCCCAUUGUAUACACGCCAACUGUUGGGCUUGUUUGCCAGAAUUACAGUGGGCUGUUUAGAAGGCCAAGAGGCAUGUAUUUCAGUGCUGAAGACCGUGGCGAGAUGAUGUCUAUGGUGUACAACUGGCCAGCAGAGCAGGUUGAUAUGAUUGUUGUUACAGAUGGAAGUAGGAUAUUGGGUCUUGGCGACCUUGGUGUCCACGGGAUUGGCAUUGCCGUUGGGAAACUAGAUUUAUACGUUGCUGCAGCUGGCAUAAAUCCCCAGAGGGUGCUCCCUGUCAUGAUUGAUGUUGGAACGAACAAUGAGAAGCUGUUGAAAGACCCUUUGUAUCUGGGAUUGCAAGAACAUCGUCUUGAUGGGGAUGAGUAUGUUGAAGUAAUUGAUGAAUUCAUGGAGGCAGUUUAUACACGGUGGCCCAAUGUGAUUGUGCAGUUUGAGGAUUUUCAAAGCAAGUGGGCUCUGAAGUUAUUGCAGAGAUACAGGAACUCAUACAGAAUGUUCAAUGAUGAUGUCCAGGGAACAGCAGGGGUUGCAAUUGCUGGCCUUCUGGGAGCAGUGAGAGCCCAAGGAAGACCGAUGAUUGACUUCCCAAAGCAAAAGAUUGUCGUUGCUGGUGCUGGCAGUGCAGGAAUUGGUGUCCUCAAUACUGCCAGGAAAACGAUGGCUAGAAUGUUGGGAAAUAAUGAAUCUGCUUUUGAAAGUGCACGUAGUCAGUUCUGGGUGGUUGAUGCUAAGGGUCUAAUCACAGAGGAAAGAGAAAAUAUUGAUCCUGAUGCGCAACCGUUUGCAAGGAAGGUCAAUGAAGCUAAUCGUCAAGGUUUAGGUGAAGGUGCAUCUCUAGUCGAAGUGGUGAGGCAAGUCAAGCCAGAUGUCCUUCUUGGAUUGUCUGCAGUUGGAGGGUUGUUCUCGAAGGAGGUGUUAGAGGCCCUAAAGGAAUCCACUUCGACAAGGCCAGCCAUUUUUGCUAUGUCAAAUCCUACAAAUAAUGCUGAAUGCACUCCUGAUGAAGCAUUUUCCAUUGUGGGCGACAAUGUUAUAUUCGCGAGUGGAAGUCCAUUUAGAGACGUGGAUCUUGGAAAUGGUCGCGUUGGGCACUGCAACCAAGGAAACAACAUGUAUCUCUUUCCAGGCAUUGGACUGGGGACUCUUCUUUCUGGCUCUAGGAUCGUAUCUGAUGGCAUGCUACAAGCUGCAUCUGAAUGCCUAGCAGCAUAUAUGACUGAAGAGGAGGUUCUCAACGGAGUGAUUUAUCCUUCUACGUCAAGGAUAAGAGAUAUAACAAAGGAGGUUGCUGCAGCGGUGGUGAAGGAAGCCAUAAUAGAGGAUCUUGCAGAAGGAUAUCGUGGGGUGGACUCCCGUGAGCUCCAAAGACUUAGUCAGGAGGAAAUCGUGGAGUACGUAAAGAACAAUAUGUGGAACCCUGAUUAUCCAACCUUGGUGUACAAGGAGGACUGAAUUGACUACUAAACUCUACUCUGCUUCUACUUUGCUUGCUUGGGAAGCACACAAACGAAAGAAAGAGAAAGAAAGAGAGAAAAAAAGAGGCAACUGCAGUCUUCUAAAGGGUUGGUUGGAUUUGUAACCAAAGGAUCGCUUCUGCUGUAUACUUCCAUGUAAAUUUCAGUUUGCCAGAGCUUCUGAUGGAUUGCAGACAUUCGCGAGGGUACAUUCAUGCCGAUUAGGGCUAGGAAGGUACUGGCGGGUGAGGGAUCAAUUGUCUCCUACCAGAGAUGAGAGCACCCUCCCUUCUCAAACUUCUCUCAGAUGGUUUCUUUUCUGAUGUUCCAAUAAGAGACAACUGACAAUCUGUAAUGUAAAUCACUAAAUCAGCUUUAUGCUUGCUUUGCAAUAACAGUCACAAACGCAUUAUUUUUCAAUUUCUAGCUUAACCAGUAGUUUAGUGCAAGGUUUAGGAAACCUUAUUGUACCAGCCGGUCGUACCGGAAAUACCGGAUACCGGCACCAAAACGAUAGGCGGUUUUAGUGGCAGAAAACGGUUCAAUCACGAU